Necator americanus (New World hookworm) is the source of this 375-nucleotide messenger RNA. RefSeq lists its product as uncharacterized. The coding region runs from base 1 to 375 and encodes 124 amino acids. The record is from RefSeq and is a predicted model, not a curated record. NCBI's taxonomy places the organism in Eukaryota, Metazoa, Nematoda, Chromadorea, Rhabditida, Ancylostomatidae. The transcript is spliced from 3 exons.
AUGGACGAUACAGGUGUCGGAAUGCAGAUAACAAGUAUGAUCGUGUCCCCUCCUAAUCGCACUGAAAAACGGCAUGAGAAACGGCUCAAAAGGACGACGGUGUCGCGUUGUAAGGUUGGGCGACGACCUGUGGUGAAAGCUAAGCUUGCUGGUGGAAAGUUGCUUAGUUUGGAUCCUGUCGCCUCGUCUGACCAUUCUUCGCCUCCGCCCUUUGCGCCAAAAACCCAUCAGUAUCACUGCUACUCACCAACAUCAGCAGCUGAUGAAUCCGAAUUCGACGCGUUUUACGAGGAGCUGGAGGAAGUGAUCCACAGCGAGAAGUCCUUCUACAAAUUCGUUGUCGGAGACUUCAACGCAAAACUAGGAAAGGCUUAA